AUGGCGUGUAUAAGAGGAGCUCUUAUUGUGCUGGAGGGAGUCAACAAAGCCAAGAAAGUGACGCAGUGUGAGAAGCUAGUUCAGGCUCUGCAGCAGAGUGGUUUACCGGCGGAGAAGAUCCGAUUUCUUGAUAGGACAAUAACGAUAGGCCAGCUGAUCAGUGCCUACCUGGAGAAGAAGAUAGAUCUAGAGGACCAUACUGUGCAUCUGCUUUUUUCUGCAAACCACUGGGAACUGGUGCCUCUAAUGAAAGAGAAACUGGAGCAGGGAACCACUCUGGUUGUAGACUGGUACGCUUUCUCUGGAGUUGCUUUCACCAGUGCUAAGCCAGGCUUCAAUCUGGACUGGUGCAAGAACCCUGAUGUGGGACUUCAGAGACUGGACCUUGUCAUGUUUCUCCAGCUGAGUCCAGCUGAUACAAGUUGCUGUUGUAUCAAUAAAAGACCAGAUGUGUCUUUGGCAGAUAUAAUGUAG
Xyrichtys novacula (pearly razorfish) is the source of this 474-nucleotide messenger RNA. The record is from the annotation of a GenBank genome assembly. NCBI's taxonomy places the organism in Eukaryota, Metazoa, Chordata, Actinopteri, Labriformes, Labridae.